UGGCCACGCCCACAAAUGGCCACGCCCCACGCCCUGGCUCCUCCCGCCCCUCCUUCCUGGCUCAGCCUCCGGGAACUCUGCGCCCGCGAGCUCCUAGCUCCUCCCUUGCGCUCCAACUCGACUCCCCAAGCCGGAGGCGCGCCUCCCCGUCCAGCUCCCAGGUCUUCAGUCACGCCGCGGGGAUCCGAAGCUCCUCUAGGGGGCUGUGUCGCACCAGGUGCUGGCCGGGCGUGGCGGGCACCACGGAGCAUCAGGUGCGGCUUCCGUGUCAAGAUGGCUGCGGCCUGCAGCGCCGGGGCCUGGAUGCGGUCCCGCGGCCGGCUGCGGGCGGGGGCCGGGCUGCCGCGCCUCGCGCUCUGCCUGCUGUGCUGGGCCGGGGCGGCCGCGGGCGCGGUCCCGGAGCUCGGACUCUGGACGGCCACGGUCAGCGAGAAAUCGGGACCCUUGAUAUUUAGGAAAACUAUGUUUAACUCUACUGAUAUCAAGUUUUCUGUUAAGUCAUUCAGUUGUUCUGGACCUGUGAAGUUUACCAUAGAGUGGCAUUUGAAGUACCAUAUCUGCCAUAAUGAAUAUUUUCAACUGGAAGAACUGUCACAAAAGCAUGAACUCCCUGUUGAUGAAGAUUUUUGUGGUCAUUAUUUCAAGAACAUUGAUUGUUGGACAACAAAAAGUGAAAACUUAGACUGUAACAGUGAUUUACAGGUGUUUCCCUCAUUAAUUAAUAAAAAAACAAUGCAAGACAUCAGAAAUGUUUCAAACCAGCAAGACUCAAUGGAUGUUAUAGCCAGAACACAGAGAAAUGGGUUUCACAUCUUUAUUGUUUCUGUUAAAACGGAAAAAACAGAUGCAAAUUGGAAUUUGAAUGUUUCUCUUUCUAUGAGGGGACCUCAUGGCUAUAUCUCUGCAUCAGAUUGGCCUCUAAUGAUUUUUUACAUGGUGAUGUGUAUUAUUUAUAUUUUGCUUGGUGUACUCUGGCUGAUAUGGUCUGCCUGCUAUUGGAAAGAUAUUUUAAGAAUCCAGUUCUGGAUUGCAGCUGUUAUCUUCUUGGGAAUGAUUGAAAAAGCAGUUUUUUAUAGUGAAUACCAAAACAUCAACAACACUGGGCUAUCAACCAAAGGUUUGUUGAUAUUUGCAGAACUGAUAUCAGCAAUUAAGAGAACACUGGCUCGUCUCCUUGUGAUCAUUGUGAGCUUGGGCUAUGGCAUUGUGAAGCCUCGUUUAGGAACAGUCAUGCACAGAGUGAUUGGACUGGGGCUUCUCUACUUCAUCUUUGCAGCUAUUGAAGGCGUGAUGAGAGUCAUUGGGGCAAAUGAUUCUGAUCUUGUCCUUCUGGCCAGCCUUCCUCUCUCUCUUCUUGACUCUGGCUUAUGCUGGUGGAUUUUUAUAAGUUUAGCGCAAACUAUGAAGACUUUAAGACUAAGAAAGAACACAGUGAAAUUUUCUUUAUACAGGCACUUUACAAAUACACUGAUCUUUGCUGUAGUAGCUUCUGUAGUGUUUAUGAUAUGGACAACUAAGACAUUUAGAAUUGCAAAAUGUCAAUCAGAUUGGAUGGAACGCUGGGUUGAUGAUGCAUUUUGGAGUUUCCUUUUUUCACUGAUCCUUAUUGUAAUAAUGUUUUUGUGGAGACCAUCAGCAAAUAAUCAAAGAUAUGCCUUCAUGCCCCUAAUAGAUGAUUCAGAUGAUGAAGUUGAAGAAUUUAUGGUAACAUCUGAAAAUUUAAAUGAAGGAAUAAAAUUAAGAGUCUCAAAAACAGUUUCUAAUGGAACAGCUAAGCCUGCUACUUCAGAUAAUUUUGAUGAAGAUCUCAAGUGGGUAGAAGAAAAUAUUCCCUCUUCAUUUACAGAUGUAGCUCUUCCAGUGUUAGUGGACUCAGAUGAGGAAAUCAUGACCAGAUCUGAAAUGGCAGAGAAAAUGUUCUCUUCAGAAAAGAUAAUGUGAUUAGAACCCAUGUAAAUGGAAUCUAGUGAAUGGGCAAGACUUUCAUAAGACUAAGAGAGUUUUGAUAUAACACAAUGUUUUUAUUGCAGAUAUCUUGGAAAGAUGUAUUAAAAUUAAGAAUCAGAUGAUAGAAGAGUUCUGCAACCCUAUGUAGAACUCUUGAAUAUCAGCUAAAUUACCUGGCCUUGGAUAAAACCUAAGGAAAGCAAUACAGUAUGUGCCCAGAGGCCCUUAGCUGAUAGGUGGCAGGCAUGUGGAUUUGGGUUUCCUCUCUAUUCUGAAGAAUGUGGCAAUUCCAGGUUUUUUGGUUUUUGUUUUUUUCCACAUAAACACUUCUGUUAUUCUUCCACUGACUUUUGAGAUAAUGUGAUUCUUCUGAAGUGUAUGAAAGCAGUGUCUCUGUCUGUUGGGUUUGUCAUUACUAGAUGUAAUAAUAGUUUUUUGUGAAUAAUUGGUUUAUACUAAAGUGGCUAGACAAUAAGUAAAACUUGGUUAAUAUUGGA
Molecule: messenger RNA, 2444 nt
Organism: Erinaceus europaeus (western European hedgehog)
Lineage: Eukaryota; Metazoa; Chordata; Mammalia; Eulipotyphla; Erinaceidae
Gene: TMEM87B
Product: transmembrane protein 87B
Exons: 19
Coding region: 16-1941 (641 amino acids)
Biological process (GO): retrograde transport, endosome to Golgi
Cellular component (GO): Golgi apparatus; membrane
Source: RefSeq, a predicted model, not a curated record